Messenger RNA from Homalodisca vitripennis (glassy-winged sharpshooter), 6570 nucleotides. Its product is annotated as ras-related protein Rab-30-like. Gene Ontology annotation, cellular component: trans-Golgi network. The transcript has 6 exons. NCBI's taxonomy places the organism in Eukaryota, Metazoa, Arthropoda, Insecta, Hemiptera, Cicadellidae. The record is from RefSeq and is a predicted model, not a curated record. Gene Ontology annotation, molecular function: GTPase activity; GTP binding. The coding region runs from base 309 to 917 and encodes 202 amino acids.
CAUAAUGGAUUUGGAAUUGGAAUGGAUAGGGAAUUACUGAAUUGCACUGCAAUCCCAAUUCGCAAUGGUAAUGGUAGUUUUAUUGGAUUUGGAGCUCGAAAUUUUUGUUAUUGAAGAGAUUGUUUGGCCUGAGAAGUUUUCCCACGGCUCUAAAACUUAAUGAAACAAUAACACUUGAUUUGUGGAAUAGGCUAUUGCGUAUUUAGAGUACUGUUAUAUGUCUGAAGUGUAUUCUGUCAAUAUAAUUUCAAAUGAAUUACCUGUGACAUCUGCUGGGUUUCAUUAUAUCAAGGUGAAUUAUUCACAUCAUGGAGGAUUAUAAAUUCUUAUUCAAAGUCGUAUUGGUUGGAAAUGCUGGUGUAGGAAAGACAUGUUUGGUUCGCAGGUUUACACAAGGAUUGUUUCCUCCUGGCCAGGGUGCGACCAUCGGUGUAGAUUUCAUGAUAAAAACCGUUGAAAUAGAUAACGAAAAGAUAAAGCUGCAGAUAUGGGACACCGCAGGACAGGAGAGGUUCCGCUCAAUCACACAGAGCUACUACAGGUCUGCACACGCGCUGAUACUCGUGUACGACAUCAGCUGUCAGCCCACAUUCGACUGCUUGCCGGACUGGCUGCGCGAGAUUGAGGAGUACGCUAGCAACAAGGUGCUGAGGAUACUUGUCGGGAACAAGAUUGACAGAGAGGACCGAGAGAUUCCUAGUCACGUUGGGGAGGACUUUGCACAAAGACACAACAUGUACUACCUGGAGACAUCAGCCAAGGAAGCUGACAAUGUGGAGAGACUGUUCAUGCAGAUAGCAGCAGAACUCAUGGAGCAGGCUAGAUGUAAAGAGCUGCCCAGGUAUGACCAGACCAAUCCUACCAUCAAUGGAAGAACUACAGCCAUCGGAGACUCGUGUUGCUCCCGGCUUUCCUAAGCUCAAUUUCUUUUUCAUGUUCAUGGUAAUCUGGUUGUGGCCUAUACUCAUAAUGUCUUGUACUUGUACCUCACUAGAUAGGAUUAACUUGAACUGUGUUCACUGAUGUGUCUGGGUUUCUGUGCAUGCGGUCAGUAUGAUAAAGAAAGUUAGAGGACUGUAAAAAAUAAAAUAGUUCAGUCUAUUUAUUGGGCUACUAGGAGGUUAGAUGUAUUGCCCCUACAACCUGUUCUGCUUUUUAUACAAUUAUUCUUACAUUGUAUUAAUUGGCCAACAAGAGGAAGAACUAAGAAGUAACUGGUGAUGCAUACAGAAAGUUUGAGAUUAUACCAAUAUCAAAUGAAAAACAAAGGCGUAUUCUAGGGCAUGUAAAUCAUAGAGAACUAAUAUAUUUUUAAGUGUUUACUCAUAGCAUUUUGGAUGAAAUCUAAACCCAAAUAAAAAAUCAAUUUCUUCCCAAAAAAUGCAUUGCAUUUUCAAUUGACGGUUAAAAUAGGGCUUCCUUUUAAUCCUGCAGGCAAAAUCACAAUAAAUGUCUUAUUCAAACGUUGCUUACACAAUUACAUUUUUGAGAUAUAUUGGCCUUACUUUGAGUCAACUCUAAUCAACAGAUAUUCAAACAAAACAUCUGUUGACUGAAGAUGGUUCUCCACAGCAAAGUCGGAAUAUCUCAAGAAUGUAAUUGUGUAAAGCGACGUGUUGACGUGGUGUGAGUCGGAUUGGAAAUUAUCUCAGUUAUAUCAAGAAUGGCUUUGAGUGCUUUAGCCUUUUGUGAGUGCGAGCGCCGACAUUGUUGCACAACAGUGUCACCAAUAGUUGCCUGUGGCUGAUAGUCUGCAUAUACACCAAUACUCCCCGACCCAGUUGAGGCAGUAAAGGUUGAGCAACUGAUCUUCUACGUGUCAAAACAGCUGAUGACUCAUUUGACGAUAAUGUUCGUUGGUCUUAUUUUGUGCAAGCACACCUUCAAAGUGGUCAUGCUCGCUUGUGCUGACAAAUUUUGUUGCAAAGGUACCGUUGGAAUUGUAAUACAAAUUUGUAAAAUAGUUGAUAUGCUAAAAAUGUUUUAUAACAAUAGAGGAUUUUUUUUUAUUGGACUUUAAACAAUGACGGCUAAACAAAACAUUUCUCGACCUGUGUUUAUAGAACUUUUUUGUGUGAUGAGUACUAUCAGCCACAGAAGUUUAUGACAUCCUUUCCUGAACACCUUACGGAGAGUACCAUUAACAGUCUAGUGUAUGGACUGUCCCAAUAUGUUACAGGCAGAUGUGAGUCAAACAGAAACACUUUUAUUAUUUUAAUUUUGUCACCAAGUACGCGAAUUUACCGAAAACUACUAUUGGACCAUCAGAUAUGAAACAAAAAUUAAUAGCAAAUAAUUUAUGCGAGAUUCAUUAUCAGAGUCGAGUUUUCAGAUUGUGAAUGUCUGCAAAGCGAAUGACAUAAAGUGAACCAGUGUCAUAAUGUACAGGCUCCUGUGAUAUAGUAGCUUAUUGUUACCCGGUAGGCUAAGGCAUUUGUACUUACUGUAUAUAUAGGCACUCGUGGGCUUUUAUUAGUGUUAUGAUCAUUAUAUUAAGCUUAGUACAUAAACUGUGGUUACUGUUAACAUUAUUAUGUUACUACAAUUUUAUAUUUUAAUUAUUUUUAUAAGGAUUUUCGUAUAUUUUCUUGUAGUAGAAAUAUAUGAAGCACGUGUAUCACAAAGUAUUGUUUUUACUUUAAAAGCGCAUUUAAUUUUUCUUCUCUCAAUUUCCACUUGUAUCAAUUAUCUGGUGAUGUGUUGUGAUCCUAGAUUUAAGUAAGUUUGUUUCUGAUUUAUUAUUUUUCACGUACAUUUUAUGUAUUAGAAUGUUAUGGCUAAAAGCCGAUUAUAUGUGGCAAACAUUAUAGAAAUAUAAAGUAAAUAAUAAGUCUGAUAUGAACAAAGUAGUAUAUGUGUUUAAUUAACAUUUUGUAUCAAAUACGGACAUUGUUAAUUUUUAUGCGUCAAGCAUUAUUUCAUCUUAAUGGUUUAGAUAAAAGUCUUAUCAGUAGAUCUUUGGAAGGUUUAUUUCUAAUAAUAUAAAUUUGUAUUUAUAUUAUUUUUUUGGUCAUCUUAUGUAUCUCGUACUGCUCGAACCUCUAUCAGGAUUAUUAGUUGUGAGUCUUAAACAAACUGUUUAUACCUAUAAUUAAGUAUUAAACUAGACAUGUUGUUUUUAAUUGUAGGGCAAUCCAGAGAGCAGAUUAUGUUUUGAUAUAAACAAAAAACAAAAUACAAGACAAAAUUUUCAUUUUAAAGUGACACUAAAAUAAUAUUUUUCAAUAUAUUACCAUACAAAUUUAGGCACUUAUUAUAGCGGUGAACUAGUUUUGGAAUUCCAGUGUUAUAAAAUUCUGGUCCCUAAGACUUAAACCUGGUAGUCACACAAGACUGCAGUUCCACAUCAUUAUCAAAGUGCUGAGUCACAUCAAAGCCAGGUCUUCAUUGUUGGGAGCUGGUGGUAGUCGAUGAGUGCGAGGCGGAUGUGGAAAGCAUCCAGGACUUCUCGAGUCGGAUUUGCCGUGUGUUCAUUUUCUGUACCCAUCUUGCACAAAAUUUAUGGUAACCUUACUUCUGCGUAACAGUUUUGUGUAACAAACUCCUUGAAAUCGAAGGAAGCUAAGUGAGACUUCUGUUAUUGUGAAUCGGCGGUUAUCUUUAAUCUUGUCAUCGACUUUAGAGACAAUUUCAUCGGUCACAAUUCUUGGCCGUCCACUUCGUUCGUGAACAUGAACAUUAGUUCGGCAGCACUGACACACUCCACCUAAUCACAUUCACAGAGUGGUGAUAAAAAACUCAAUUAGUUUAUUGUGCUUGGCCAACAAAAACCGUAUUUAAACUGCUAUUGUAAAACAACAAGGAGCGACAGUAAACUCUCACUAGCACGGCUGGUGAAUAUGAACAUUAGUUCGGCAGCACUGACACACUCCACCUAAUCACAUUCACAGAGUGGUGAUAAAAAACUCAAUUGGUUUAUUGUGCUUGGCCAACAAAAACCGUAUUUAAACUGCUAUUGUAAAACAACAAGGAGCGACAGUAAACUCUCACUAGCACGGCUGGUGAAUAUGAACAUUAGUUCGGCAGCACUGACACACUCCACCUAAUCACAUUCACAGAGUGGUGAUAAAUCUCAAUUGGUUUAUUGUGCUUGGCCAACAAAAACCGUAUUUAAACUGCUAUUGUAAAACAACAAGGAGCGACAGUAAACUCUCACUAGCACGGCUGGUGAACAUGAACAUUAGUUCGGCAGCACUGACACACUCCACCUAAUCACAUUCACAGAGUGGUGAUAAAUCUCAAUUGGUUUAUUGUGCUUGGCCAUCAAAAACCGUAUUUAAACUGCUAUUGUAAAACAACAAGGAGCGACAGUAAACUCUCACUAGCACGGCUGGUGAACAUGAACAUUAGUUCGGCAGCACUGACGCACUCCACCUAAUCACAUUCACAGAGUGGUGAUAAAUCUCAAUUGGUUUAUUGUGCUUGGCCAUCAAAAACCGUAUUUAAACUGCUAUUGUAAAACAACAAGGAGCGACAGUAAACUCUCACUAGCACGGCUGGUGAAUAUGAACAUUAGUUCGGCAGCACUGAGACACUCCACCUAAUCACAUUCACAGAGUGGUGAUAAAAAACUCAAUUGGUUUAUUGUGCUUGGCCAACAAAAACCGUAUUUAAACUGCUAUUGUAAAACAACAAGGAGCGACAGUAAACUCUCACUAGCACGGCUGGUGAAUAUGAACAUUAGUUCGGCAGCACUGACACACUCCACCUAAUCACAUUCACAGAGUGGUGAUAAAAAACUCAAUUGGUUUAUUGUGCUUGGCCAACAAAAACCGUAUUUAAACUGCUAUUGUAAAACAACAAGGAGCGACGUUAAACUCUCACUAGCACGGCUGGUGAACAUGAACAUUAGUUCGGCAGCACUGACACACUCCACCUAAUCACAUUCACAGAGUGGUGAUAAAAAACUCAAUUGGUUUAUUGUGCUUGGCCAACAAAAACCGUAUUUAAACUGCUAUUGUAAAACAACAAGGAGCGACGUUAAACUCUCACUAGCACGGCUGGUGAACAUGAACAUUAGUUCGGCAGCACUGACACACUCCACCUAAUCACAUUCACAGAGUGGUGAUAAAAAACUCAAUUGGUUUAUUGUGCUUGGCCAACAAAAACCGUAUUUAAACUGCUAUUGUAAAACAACAAGGAGCGACAGUAAACUCUCACUAGCACGGCUGGUGAAUAUGAACAUUAGUUCGGCAGCACUGACACACUCCACCUAAUCACAUUCACAGAGUGGUGAUAAAAAACUCAAUUGGUUUAUUGUGCUUGGCCAACAAAAACCGUAUUUAAACUGCUAUUGUAAAACAACAAGGAGCAACAGUAACCUCUCACUAGCACGGCUGGUGAAUAUGAACAUUAGUUCGGCAGCACUGACGCACUCCACCUAAUCACAUUCACAGAGUGGUGAUAAAUCUCAAUUGGUUUAUUGUGCUUGGCCAUCAAAAACCGUAUUUAAACUGCUAUUGUAAAACAACAAGGAGCGACAGUAAACUCUCACUAGCACGGCUGGUGAAUAUGAACAUUAGUUCGGCAGCACUGACGCACUCCACCUAAUCACAUUCACAGAGUGGUGAUAAAUCUCAAUUGGUUUAUUGUGCUUGGCCAUCAAAAACCAUAUUUAAACUGCUAUUGUAAAACAACAAGGAGCGACAGUAAACUCUCACUAGCAUGGCUGGUGAAUAUGAACAUUAGUUCGGCAGCACUGACACACUCCACCUAAUCACAUUCACAGAGUGGUGAUAAAUCUCAAUUGGUUUAUUGUGCUUGGCCAUCAAAAACCGUAUUUAAACUGCUAUUGUAAAACAACAAGGAGCGACAGUAAACUCUCACUAGCACGGCUGGUGAAUAUGAACAUUAGUUCGGCAGCACUGACACACUCCACCUAAUCACAUUCACAGAGUGGUGAUAAAUCUCAAUUGGUUUAUUGUGCUUGGCCAACAAAAACCGUAUUUAAACUGCUAUUGUAAAACAACAAGGAGCGACAGUAAACUCUCACUAGCACGGCUGGUGAAUAUGAACAUUAGUUCGGCAGCACUGACACACUCCACCUAAUCACAUUCACAGAGUGGUGAUAAAUCUCAAUUGGUUUAUUGUGCUUGGCCAUCAAAAACCGUAUUUAAACUGCUAUUGUAAAACAACAAGGAGCGACAGUAAACUCUCACUAGCACGGCUGGUGAAUAUGAACAUUAGUUCGGCAGCACUGACACACUCCACCUAAUCACAUUCACAGAGUGGUGAUAAAUCUCAAUUGGUUUAUUGUGCUUGGCCAUCAAAAACCGUAUUUAAACUGCUAUUGUAAAACAACAAGGAGCAACAGUAAUCUCUCACUAGCACGGCUGGUGAACAUGAACAUUAGUUCGGCAGCACUGACACACUCCACCUAAUCACAUUCACAGAGUGGUGAUAAAUCUCAAUUGGUUUAUUGUGCUUGGCCAUCAAAAACCGUAUUUAAACUGCUAUUGUAAAACAACAAGGAGCGACAGUAAACUCUCACUAGCACGGCUGGUGAAUAUGAACAUUAGUUCGGCAGCACUGACACACUCCACCUAAUCACAUUCACAGAGUGGUGAUAAA